GUACCAGUCAAUUCCUUGGUCAAAUCUAAGCUCAGACGUUGAAAACCUGUUAAGUACAGUGCGACUGUCGCUUUCAAUUUUGUGACAGACAGCUAGUUUUCUCACGUGGAAGAUGAAUUAGUCGACAAUAGCAUUGGUUCUGUAGAAGAUUCAUUGUCAAGAUGGAUGCAAUCUUGCAACGCCUGGCCAAGCUGACAGAGGACGAACUGCGUGCCGAAUUGAGGGGUUGCGGACUGAAGCCCAUACCCAUCACCAAGACAACCCGUGCCCUGGUGCAGCGCUGCCUCGCUAAGCACCUGUGGCAGCUACAGGGAGGGGGGGUACCAGAGGAGGGGGAGAGGGACAGUAGCGCCGAGAAGAAGGAGGAGACGGGUGGCGGGGACUCGGUGACUGAACCCGGGGAACAAAAUUCACCGACCAAAUCUGCAGGAGGGACCGUGUUGAGCUACUUUGCCGUUUGCAUACCACCCAAGAACGAGUCGAGUUCAGCUGGAGGGGAUGACGUUGACUCAUCACAGGGAACUGGAAACUCGGAUGAGAUAUUAAUCUUUCAGGACCGGAAAGAGGCAUUGAACAUUGCAAAAAAGAAUAAAGGUGCCCGGUUCAAGGUGUUCAAGACCAAGGAAGAGGCUGAGAGUUUUGCCAAGAGCAAUCAGGACCUCAGCACACCCAAGCCAGCAAUGGAGCCAAUGCUGAGCCAGUCACUGGCAGAGAAACCAGUCAGUAGCUUUCGCUCAGUGAAGACUCAGGAUCUUGUCAUACUGCGGAGGACCAUCGAGGCUAAUGAUGCAGCCAAAUUCAAGGAGUUGGUGUGGAGUAACCCGAGGUACCUCAUCAAUGCCGGUGACUGCCCCACUGUCUUGCAGGAGGGGUCUCGGUACAACGCACUGCAUGUCGCUGCCAAAGAGAACCGACCGGAGAUCUGCGCACAGAUUCUGGCCACCAUCUGUGACUCGGCCUACAUCCUGAUGAUGUACCCCAACGACCCAGAAGACACCAUCGUCAGUAGGAAAGACUACCUGGCUGAUCUAUACCUCAACUCUCCCGACAAAGGGAAUGCUGAGACGCCGCUACAUUUUGCAUGCAAAUUUGGCAACGCGAAGGUGGUUGAAAUACUCAUCAAUCACCCGCAAUGUGAUAAGACACUGAAAAACGGUGAUGGGCAAACUGGGAGUGAAAUUGUGUGCUCUCGGUCAUCUUUGUCUGGUACUGCACUGAGACAGCUCCAGAAAACGAUAUCAGAUAUUCUGCAUGAAAACUACUACGUACCAGUCUACAGGUCAGAGGGCAAUUGUACGCCGCCCGUCAUUGGCGAGCCAUGGUCACCUGACCUGUCGGACCACCAAUCCAGUCCCCUGUUUCACACCAGGCCUGCUGGAGCGGAGAGCCCCAUCAACGCAGUGCUGUCCCUGCAAGCCUAUGCAGGGCCCAUGUCUCCGGCAGAGGCUGGAUGCUUUCGAAGAAAUCUUCAAACACCUCCGUCCAUGGAGAGGAAGCGUGUGGGGAGAAUCCGACGAGCAGAUGGAGAGAAAGGAGUGGAGAGAAUAGGAAGGGAGUUAGCAAGCAAAAUGAAGGUCUCCUGGGCAGAGUACUGGAGUUUCUUGGAUGCGUUUGUUGACCUGGCCUCACCCCAAGGAUUGCAAAAACUGGAAAAGUAUCUAGCUGCGAGGUACACCGGUAUCCAUGAAGAUGUAGGUACUCAGGAGUCCACUGUUAAACAGGAGCAGACGUGUUCUACUGUUUCGCCAGGAGCAGUCAUGAAGGUCUUGGCAGGGGACUUUGAAAAAGUAUCCAUCGACAGUGCAGAAGAUGAUCGGGUUGGGACAGACUGUACCAAGGAAAUGAGAACAUGUGGAGAUGGGCAGGAUCAACCCAGCUGCUUUGGGAUGGACUGCGAAAGAGCAAGAGAAGGAAGAACCGAGUCCCAAGCUGAGUUGGGGAGUAACGACAUGCCAGCUGACUCCAUAGAAAAAGGGAAAGAAGUAGCUGAUACAAAUGAUGGCAUGAGUCACCUACACAAGAAAACGAGCAAAGUAGGAAAUGCUGAAAAGCUGAUGAUGGAAUCUGAGCCUGACAGACAACCUGAUGAAGCCUGCUCAGAGUCCCUGGAGAAUUCCAGAUCUUUGUCGGACACGAUGAAUGGAAACCGACGGCCUGAUGAAGCCUGCUCAGAGUCCCAGGAGAAUUCCAGACCUUCGUCGGACACGGUGAAUGGAAACCGACGGCCUGAUGAAGCCUGCUCAGAGUCCCAGGAGAAUUCCAGAUCUUCGUCGGACAUGGUGAUUGGAAACCGACGGCCUGAUGAAGCCUGCUCAGAGUCCCAGGAGAAUUCCAGAUCUUCGACGGACACGGUGAAUGGAAACCGACGGCCUCAAGAUCCUCUGCGUAUGUUGGCAGAAACCGAAACUACCAGUACUAAUGCAAAUUGCCAAGAGACAGUGGCAGAAGAAUGUGAACAGCUGCCCGGUGUUGUCGCAGAACCAGGUGGCUCAGACUCUUGUCAAAAAGGUUCUGACGUGGUAGACGUUGUGUGUCAAUCUGAAAUAUCUUCAAAGUCCGAAGUGUCAGUCAACAAUCAAGUGAAAACAGACGGGAAUCCUGAUUUGCCUGUAGGUGAUACGACUGGCACUUCUUGCAUCAUGUCUGCCAAAGAAGACUAUGAUUCAACACAAAGACAGAAUGGAGAUAUACAUGAUCAGGGAAGCUUGUCAACUUCCGGAUUGGGUGAUUGCCAUCCCAGGACUGCUGAAAAGAAGAAUGUAUCCCUAAAAACAGAGACUGUGGCAUGUAGGGAACCAGAGAAAGAUAAGACUAUAUCAGGCAAUGGAGAUGGGAAUGCCGACAUAUUCAGGACACCAAAAAUGGUUUCCUCACGCAGGGCCGUGAGCAACGCCCCCAGUGGAGGCCUAGGGAAUGUCGGUUUUAUCUUAGGGCCCCAACCGACUAGGACAGACCUCCAUGUCUGGAGAGCAUUGGCAGAAGUUGAGGUACCAGACAACUUCCCCUGCAUCCGUCAGUGGAAACAGUUUGUCAGCUCAGUGCCUUGUGAAACAAGAGACAGGUGGCCCACUCCGUCCAGAGCCAUCUCCUCCAGGCUGCCCCUCUCCCGUCCUAGCCAGACUCCGUCCCCCCGCCAACUCCGUGCCUUCUUUGAUAGCUCUCCCUUGGUCCUGAGAGCUCGUCACCUCUCGGAACCCACCCAUCACUCCAGUGAGCUGGCCCCCAGCCUUAGACUGCGGCAGGCUCAGUUCAACCAAGCCGAUUCUCCUGGCGAUCCCAGAACGAGACUUUUCCAAGGGUAGUUCUCCGUCCAGGAGUAAGCUUGUAAAGGCCGCUUUAUACUUCUGACAUCACAAAACAUUUGCAUUGAAAUUGGCUUGAGUUUAAAGUGUUCAACUUUUGUGAAUUCGCAGCAUAACUAUUCGAGAUGACAUUGUAUAUUUCCGUUUGCUUUUUGCUCUGAGAGUGAACCAGCCUUUGAAGUAUCUUUCCAUUAAUUUUUUUAGACCUUUCUAUAUCCACAUCUGUUCGAAACAUUUUAUUUUUCUACAGUUUCAAUAAUCACUCUCUUUCACUUACUCAGUUGAGGUGCACUGAAAACACGGAUUUGGAAAGACCUUUACUCUGUUCAAUGAACUGACUUGGUUGACUUGGGAAUCCUUUAUAAAAAAAGUUAUCAGCAAUACUGUGACUGCAUUGAAUAUAAAAGUGAGUUUUUGUGAUCAAGAGUUGUCGCAUCAGCAGAAAUUUAAAAAUAAAGUGUCUAGAGCUUGUUCAGUCAUGCAGGCUUUUGUUGAGACAAAUUGGACUGUUACGUGUUAAAAAUGAAUUAUUCACUGAUUUACUCCAGCAUUGCAUUUAUAUCUGUACUGGCAUAAUAUAUUUUUGGAUUAAAAGGAAAAUACAUUUGAUGCAAAAUAUGAAUAAAUUUACAUACAUUUAGGCAAGCAUUGAGAAGAGCAACUGGGUUUAUGGAAGAAAUGUGUCGUAGGGAGCUUGUGGAAUCUUUCUUCAGUUCAGCCAAUUAUAAAAUCGCCAGAAAGAUCCACACCCCGAUAUUUAUCUUGCCACUUGUGCCGCAGUCCUUAAACUCAACUUCCCACGGUGGGAAACAAUUUAUAUUGAAGGUUAAAGGACUUUGGAAUGCCAAGGUUAACUUAGUGAUUCUAGUUCAAUAGUGGCUAUUAUGUAGUCUACGACUAUCCCAGUGCUAUGUAACAUUUACUAGAAUGCAUUGUUCAACCUGAUGAGCAUGUCCACGUUUACUCAUAACGAAGCAAUCGUGGAAAAUAAAGUGGUAUUAGGACGUCAGUGCGUGUGUUCCACAUCAUUCGGUUUUCUUGUCCAAGAACUUCUGGCUUGCCAAUAUCAGCCAUGACCAAGCAGAAUAAACCUUACUCAGAAUGUAAGAAUACAAAUCAA
Messenger RNA from Acanthaster planci (crown-of-thorns starfish), 4422 nucleotides. RefSeq names its product ankyrin repeat and LEM domain containing 2 (gene ankle2). Gene Ontology annotation, molecular function: protein phosphatase 2A binding. Gene Ontology annotation, biological process: negative regulation of phosphorylation. Gene Ontology annotation, cellular component: endoplasmic reticulum. The record is from RefSeq and is a predicted model, not a curated record. NCBI's taxonomy places the organism in Eukaryota, Metazoa, Echinodermata, Asteroidea, Valvatida, Acanthasteridae.